This is a messenger RNA of Leguminivora glycinivorella, 1398 nucleotides long. RefSeq lists its product as uncharacterized. The record is from RefSeq and is a predicted model, not a curated record. Lineage: Eukaryota; Metazoa; Arthropoda; Insecta; Lepidoptera; Tortricidae. Bases 227 to 1240 code for a protein of 337 amino acids. The transcript is spliced from 2 exons. Gene Ontology annotation, molecular function: nucleic acid binding; zinc ion binding.
GCAUGUAAACGAUUAGUUGGUUCGAUUCGUGGAGGGGGUUUAUGAUUGUUAAUAAAAGGGGUCGCAACCGGGGGUGUCCCUCUCUUUUAUCUUGAAUUUUGUACCAGCAACUUGGUGAAUAAUAAAACUGUGUUCAGAUUUCUACUGGUUCUGUUUUAUUCUGCUAGUGCUACGACUCCCCAUCCUGAGUACGUUUACACCUCAGAAGUGGGUAUAUACACACGUAAUGUCCGGGCCAUAUUUCAAUGGAUUGGGACGAAAAAGGAAGAGAAAAGCCUUCAUCAUUGACACCGACGACGAAAGAAAGACGAUUUUUUUUUCUUCGUCAACACCACGUGGCGGCGAUGAUGCACACACGGCGAAACACUCUAAACGACGACGAAUUACACCCACGGAAGCUGAAGUCAUUCCCAAAUUCAAUCCAGAAGACAGAAAUAGCAACGUGAAAGGAUGGCUACACAAAAUAGACCAGCUGGGAGAUGUAUACGAUUGGCAGAACAAAGAUCGUCAAUUUGUUAUGCAAAUAAGGCUUCGUGGAUCAGCGCGUGAUUGGUAUGACGAUCUAGAAGACUACAACCUUACAUGGGAGGAAUGGAAACAAACGCUUCAAACGGCGUUUCCGCGCUCAACAGAUUUCGUCGAUCGCUUGGAAGAGAUGAUGUCAAGAACCAAAAUAGAUACAGAAACUAUGACGAAAUACUUCCAUGACAAGUUGUCUUUGCUUAAGAAGUGCAACAUCUAUAACGAAGACGCUAUUUCGUGCAUCAUCAAAGGCCUGCCAAUCGAAUUGCGCGCCAACGCGAAAGCAUAUCAAUGUGAGACGCCAGAACAACUUUACUACGGUUAUCUAUCUUCGUUGGAAAACUUCAAGAGGGUCGAAGCUGCUGCCACUGCCAGAAAAACAACAUGGAGGCGUGGCAAUGCUACAACAACAACAUCACACACAUUACCGAAGCUGUGCUACGCAUGUCGACGGCCAGGGCACGAGGCGCGCGACUGCAGGACACAACUUCACUGCGACGUGUGCCAGCGCAACGGUCACAGUGCAGCCACGUGCUGGUUUGGUGCCGGGAGCUCAAGACAACAAGUAGUCAAGGCUCCUGAAGCAAACGGCGCCGGCGGUUCGACCUCAUCCGCCAACAACGCGCGGGCUCCAGCAGCAGGCCGCGGUGGACCACGGCCGUGGCAGGAAGGCCGAGUGUUAGCGUCAUCCUCCUUGCCGACAGCCAAACCAGUAUAAUAAGACCUACAUGAACCGAUCAUAACAAUACCUGCUACUACAGCGCCAUCUAUUACGAGGUAUCGCAACUGCCAGGUUACGUCACUACAGCGUCGUGAAGAUGGCGCCACUGAGAUCUCUUCCAAAUAACUUGUAUUUUGCCAAUUAUUUAAUUCAGC